Messenger RNA from Quercus robur (English oak), 915 nucleotides. RefSeq names its product putative F-box protein At5g60060. Bases 1 to 915 code for a protein of 304 amino acids. The record is from RefSeq and is a predicted model, not a curated record. Lineage: Eukaryota; Viridiplantae; Streptophyta; Magnoliopsida; Fagales; Fagaceae. The transcript is spliced from 3 exons.
AUGGUUGGUUUGCUUGUGUCCCAAACUGUGUCACAACCUGUGGUGCCGACUAUUUUUGUCUUUGGGGACUCUACCGCAGAUGUAGGGACAAAUAAUUACAUACCAGAGUGUGGAGCUAAGGCCGACAUGCUUUUCAAUGGGAUUGAUUAUCCUGAUGCUAAGCCAACAGGAAGGUUUAGCAAUGGUUAUAACACUAUCGAUUUUAUUGUCCAAAAUUUGGGUUACAGUGAGAGCCCGCCACCUUUUCUCUCAUUUGUUCACAAGCAGCAGCUACAGAAUCUGAACGAGAGCAUCCUCAAUGUCAUGGCUGUUCACAUUGGCGCAAAACUUGGUGUGUGGAAAAUGGGUGAUAAGAAGUGGACUAACAUAGAUGAUGGAAGAGAGAGUGCUCUUUAUGAUGAUGCUGUUUAUUAUAAGGGAAAGUUCUAUGCUGUGGAUAUCACUGGGUUGGCUAUUUCCGUGGAUUCUUCUAUGAAGAUCAAAAAGGUUACACAUCCUUUACCUCGUUUUGGGUUUGGACAUGGUGGUCAGUUCAAGUAUUUGGUGAAGUCCCCAAAUGAGUUGUUUUUGGUGGACAAGGAUUAUGAUGUGGAAAGGGAAAUGUUUGAGGAUGAGCGUGUGGAUUCUGAUAGCGACAGUAGUGAUUUUCCACUUUAUUUGAUGGUGUAUAAGUUGAAUGAGGAAGAGUGCGAGUGGGUUAAGGUGAAGAGCUUGGGGGACUUAGCGUUAUUUGUGGGUGAUGAUUGUUCUUUCUGUGUUUCAGUUAAGGAUUACGUUGGAUGCAAGGCAAAUUGUGUGUAUUUCACUGAAGAUUCGUUCAGCAAAGGUGGUAGGGAUGAUUAUCCUGGUUAUGACACUGGGUUGUUUGAUUUGGAGGAUGGUACUGCUUCUCCAUUGUCAGCUUUUCCUGGCUAG